Cyclocybe aegerita is the source of this 2472-nucleotide messenger RNA. Lineage: Eukaryota; Fungi; Basidiomycota; Agaricomycetes; Agaricales; Hemipholiotaceae. The record is from the annotation of a GenBank genome assembly.
AUGGCAGGGAAGAGCGUUGAUGCCAAGGCCGACGUGUGCGUCAUGAACGAUUUGGAUUAUCUUCUUCUCAUCCAAAAGGACAAACGUCAACCUUCGUCUGAUGAUCCUGAACCACAGCUUAUCGCCGGGGCCAUCGCCGCCUACUAUCAGAACAACUUUCGACGUACGCGGGCGGGUCUUCCCACUCUGCCAUUCAUUCUCAUGCCUGGCAUCACCAUGGUCGGCACCGCCCCCAUCUUCUAUCGCAUCCCUGUUUCGCCCCAGCUCCUGGAGGCUUUGGUCACGUCAACGUACCCCAAAGAAGAGACUGUUGUCCUCAGGUUCAUCCCGCCUGUCGCCAAUGUGGAGACAUACUUCUCUGAUGGCUUCCAUGGUGUGUCUCCUUUCACUUUGAUUCAUCUGCCGUAUCUCAUCCGCCUUGAUGCAGAAUGUAGCGCAGUCCAAAGUAGCACCUCAGGUCCAGGGAUAGACCCAAUGAUUUCUGUGUUUGCAUUUGGGGAUUCCGAGAACGAACUCGUAGUUGUUAUGAUAUUCAUGCCGAGGCUCACCGAUGUCCACCGGCUGAGCCAUGCACCUAAACUCCGAGUGGUCGGCUUCUCCAUUAUGCGAGAAGAUGACCUGGCGCUCGAGCUCGAGCUCGUUAACGUUGCUGUCGCGUUGUCGCGCUGGCGUGUCCGUGUGUCGGCGAGUCGGACUGCGCCUGGGUUCUCGCUGCGGGUUCGCCGCACACUGGCAUCGUUAGAAAGCUCCAAUUACUCGGUGAGGGCCAGUCGUCCUCACCACGCACAGACCCCACCCCCGUCUUCGUAUGCAAUUCUCCCAGAGCAAGCAUUCGACAUCAAUAUCACCGAGCUCGUUCGCCGCAUUGGCCUCGACGACGACGACGAACCCUCAACUGACCAACCCCAGAUUCCCCCAGCACCAAAGCCAUCCCCCAUCUCCACCCUCCCACUAGAAGUUCUUUCUCACAUUUUUACUUGCUGCAUACCCCAAGAGCAGUUCCCCGUACCCUGUCGCACAGAAGCUCCACUCCUGCUUACCCAUGUGUCAGGCUACUGGCGUGACCUCGCCCUGGCCCUCCCUCACCUGUGGACCGCCCUCCACAUCAAUUACAAAGACCCCGCCGACGACAUCGCCUUCGCCAGUCUCUGGCUAUCGCGCUCCGGGAACCAGCCGCUCAAUCUUUCCAUCGCCAUCGACUUUAACGAACGGCCUCAGCAAGGGAUCAUCGACGUGCUAUGCCGACAUGCACCGAAAUGGAAGCACGUUCGGUUCGACUUCCGGCACCUCUUUUGCGAGCCCAUGUAUUCCCUCGACCUCGCCCAGAAUAAUAUUCCCAACUUGAAGGCCUUCGAGUUCCAUGCGCGUGACGUUAGCAACACGAACGUGUGGCCCGUUACCCACCUGUUGUCGUCUGCGCCCCAGCUUCGGGAAAUCACCUGGGUCGACGACCUCGCGGACACCGACACCUUACUCGAGCUACCGUUGAACAACUUGACCCAUUUAUCGCUGGCGAUGGAUCAUGGCUCGCUCGACUACCUCGAGGUCUUGGAGCUGUGCGAGAAUCUAGAGCAUCUCAGGAUUAGCCGCCCAUUUUCACAUACACCGCCCGGCCGCCAGCCGCUCGUUCUUCCCGAGCUCAAAUCCGUCAAUAUUUCGUACGACCUGACGAGCGUUCUCGACCACCUCAUCCUCCCGGGCCUACGCGAGGUCAUAAUAUCCUCCGAUGGGGACAAGCAGAUCCAAGUGCAGCCACAUUCGUAUUCCCAGUCCCAGUCGCACCUACCGCCGCUGCCUCAUGCCUACGCACAAGGCCCCGUGCCAGCAUCCGCAUCCACACCCUCUAUCGCCCCUUCUGAGGCCCAGGUAGACGGCUGGGACCCCACAUCCUUGUUCUCCCUCAUUGACAAAUCAGCCUGUGCCAUCACGCGCUUGUCGAUCAACUCGCCGAUGACAGAGGACACGCUCGUGCGCUGCCUGCACAAGAUGAGUGCCUCGCUCGCCUCGCUGGCCGUGCACGGCGUGCCGGUGGGCGAUCUGCUGCUCCGUUCGCUGACGCUGCUGCCCCGGAGGCAGCCGGAGCACUGGGGGUUCGAGGCGUUUGGAGACUCGGACUCGGACUUCGGGGGCGAGUGGGAGAGUUUGUGCCCGCACCUCGAGGAGAUCAGCCUCGACACACGUGUGGCGAGUUCGCCGAACGUGCUUGCGGCGAUGGUAGAGUCGCGUUUGCAUCGCACGCGGGUAGAGAUGCCCGAUGGUCAUUGUAGGGCGUUGAGGAAGCUGAGGAUCGUAGACGGUCAUCGGGAUUUAGAGUGGUUGAGGGAGUUCCAUGUCCUCUCGCGCGUUCGUGGGGGCCCAGACCGCUGGAUGGCCGAUGGCAAGUUCGCGGUAGAGGUCAUCCCCCGUCGAUCGACAGCCAAGGUCCGGUCGAGGGCCUUCAUUUUCAGGAGAAAGUUCUGUGCCAGUCGCUGA